GGCAUAGACCGUGAGAUUCACAGUACGCCUUAGUAUGGGUGGUACUUGAUCUUGAUGGUUGAUCCUCGUCAGUUUCUCUCUCUAUUCUUCGAAUUUGUAAGCAAGGACACGCAGACUCUCGCCGUAUCUCUGGAAUCAUCAGCAAACAGAACAGCUAAAGAAGUAAUUGAAGCAAUGGAAAAACAUCUUCUAGAGAGUGUACGCACGGUGGUUUUCAAAGAAUCAGAGACUCUGGAAGGCUCUUGUCUUAAGAUCGAGGGCUGUGAUUUCAACCAAGGGGUGAACUAUUCUGAACUUCUCAGGUCCUUGAUCUCUACUGGUUUUCAAGCCUCCAAACUUGGAGAGGCCAUUGACAUCGUUAAUCAAAUGUUAGAGUGGAGCCUUGCUGAUGAGUGUGUGACGGAAGAUUGUAGUGAGGAGGAGAGAGACCCGGCAUAUAGAGAGUCCAUGAAGUGCAAGGUUUUUCUGGGUUUUACUUCCAAUCUCAUAUCGUCUGGUGUUCGAGACACGGUUCGCUAUCUUGUUCAGCAUCACAUGGUUGAUGUGGUGGUUACAACAGCUGGUGGUGUAGAAGAAGAUCUUAUAAAAUGUCUUGCGCCCACAUAUAAAGGUGAUUUUACUCUGCCUGGAGCUCAUUUACGGUCAAAAGGAUUGAACCGCAUUGGUAACUUGUUGGUUCCCAAUGACAACUAUUGCAAAUUUGAGGACUGGAUCAUUCCAAUUUUUGACCAGAUGUUGGAAGAGCAGACUGUAAAGAAUGUAUUAUGGACGCCAUCUAAAUUAAUUGCUCGAUUGGGGAAAGAAAUAAAUAACGAGAGUUCAUACCUUUACUGGGCAUACAAGAACAAUAUUCCAGUCUUCUGUCCUGGCUUGACAGAUGGCUCACUGGGGGACAUGUUAUACUUCCAUUCUUUCCGCAACCCUGGCUUGAUCAUUGAUAUAGUGCAAGAUAUUAGGGCCAUGAAUGGUGAAGCUGUCCAUGCAAAUCCCAGGAAGACAGGGAUGAUAAUUCUAGGUGGGGGGCUGCCCAAGCAUCACAUUUGCAAUGCAAAUAUGAUGCGUAAUGGAGCAGAUUAUGGUGUCUUCAUCAACACGGCCCAGGAGUAUGAUGGGAGUGAUUCUGGUGCCCGUCCUGAUGAAGCUGUAUCGUGGGGAAAAAUCCGAGGUUCUGCCAAGACCGUUAAGGUACACUGUGAUGCAACUAUCGCCUUCCCUCUGCUAGUUGCAGAAUCUUUUGCCGCGAGGGGGAAGAAAUCUGCCAAGACCAAGUCCUAAUACAAAUUUUGGGAAGAUGCAGUUUAUAUUUGUCAAUUACCCUUUAUGUAGCCCUGAAGCGAUUUAAAACUUAUACUUAACUAGGGACUUUUCCACAGCCCAAAAGGAUGUAUCUACAACCCUCCACAUACCCUUGGAGGUAUGGGGAAUUUGGAUACAGCUACAAAUGCUUUAGGAAAAAUAGCUUUUCCAAUGCUUGCCCUAUAUUAUUGUGAGUUAGCUCUAGUUUAGGUAGCCAAGGCAUUUUUGGGGAGACAUAUUAUUAUUGGGUCAGCAUUGACGUCUUUCGACAUAUCAAUUUUCUUGGAAUAAGAAAGCUGUGUAUUUGGAUUCCUCUACUGAGAUUAUUUGUUUUGCGUGUGUGUAUCGUAUCAUCAGGAACCUGACAAACCAUUUGAGGUUUA
Messenger RNA from Cornus florida, 1679 nucleotides. Its product is annotated as deoxyhypusine synthase-like. The record is from RefSeq and is a predicted model, not a curated record. NCBI's taxonomy places the organism in Eukaryota, Viridiplantae, Streptophyta, Magnoliopsida, Cornales, Cornaceae. The transcript has 8 exons. Gene Ontology annotation, cellular component: cytoplasm. Gene Ontology annotation, molecular function: deoxyhypusine synthase activity. The coding region runs from base 55 to 1275 and encodes 406 amino acids. Gene Ontology annotation, biological process: peptidyl-hypusine biosynthetic process.